Messenger RNA from Pyricularia oryzae 70-15, 2171 nucleotides. RefSeq lists its product as uncharacterized. Gene Ontology annotation, molecular function: protein-arginine omega-N symmetric methyltransferase activity. The coding region runs from base 305 to 1855 and encodes 516 amino acids. Gene Ontology annotation, cellular component: mitochondrion. The record is from RefSeq and is a predicted model, not a curated record. NCBI's taxonomy places the organism in Eukaryota, Fungi, Ascomycota, Sordariomycetes, Magnaporthales, Pyriculariaceae. The transcript is spliced from 2 exons.
UUGGUAGCUUGGCGCGAGCUUCAAGCUCCGAUUUUUCAAACGACAUUUUGGCCGGGGCCAGACAACCUCAGCUUGCUACCUCACGUACCUUACAUACCUUGCUACUCAGGGUAGUAGCUAGCUACUGUACACAACCUCGCCACACCAAUUCUGACAGUCAUUGGCACAAAGCGGCAAGAAGUUGGCGUAACUCUUCCAAUCGGGCUAACAAUCUUCACAAAACAACAACAACAUCCGAUUCGUCGUGUUGUUCCCGUAGCUCACAACUUUCCGGGGCUUCAGGUCCUCCCCCGGACACAGUCCGAUGGACUCACCUAUUCUCACCCAGCUGCUCCGCCAGCUCUUCAGACAUCCUGCAUGCCAGUCACAGCGCCUCACCCGACCGGUGGCAUCUACCGCCACGGCGACAGCGAAAUCCUCCACAUGCAACAGCAGAAGAUGCUUCUCGACGCAACAACGACGGCCCCAGCGCCACCGCCAGUCUGAAGAAUACACGCGCGGUUCCAAGACGGCCAUCCAAAAGGAGAGCCACUGGCAGCAGCGCCAGGACCUUGUCUCGGCCGACCGCUCCGCAGAAUUUGCAUCCUACCCGACCGUGACGGCUGCUGAGCUGCGGCACCGCCACGAGCGGCCGCGCAAGGUCAAGAUGCUCACGCGCGACUUCAUCCAGGACAGCCUGUACAACCCAAACUACGGCUACUUCUCCAAGCAGGUCGUCAUCUUCAGCCCGGGGGAGCCCUUUGACUUCCCCGCCCUGCGCGACGAGAACGACUUCCACUCGCUCCUGUCCCAGCGCUACACCGACUUCGAGGAUGACCUGGACAGCACGCAGCCCUCGGACACGCGCCAGCUGUGGUUCACCCCAACCGAGCUCUUCCGCCCCUAUUACGGCGAGGCCAUCGCCCGCUACCUCAUGGCCAACUACGUCCUGACAUCAUAUCCCUACCACGAUCUCAUCAUCUACGAGAUGGGUGCCGGGCGCGGCACGCUCAUGCUCAACAUACUCGACUUCAUCCGCGACACGGAGCCGUCCGUCUACGACCGCACAAAGUACCGCAUCAUCGAGAUUUCAUCGUCGUUGGCCGAGAUGCAGAACCGCCAGCUGCGCUCCUCGGCCGCCGCCCGCGGCCACGCCGACAAGGUCGAGAUCAUCAACCGCUCCAUCCUCGACUGGGCCCAGCCCGAGCCCAGCCCCUGCUUCUUUUUGGCCUUUGAGGUCUUUGACAACUUCUCCCACGACUGCAUCCGCUACGAUCUGGCCACCGAGCAGCCCAUGCAGGGGACCGUACUCAUCGACCACCGCGGCGACUUUUUCGAGUUUUACGAGCCCAAGCUCGACCCCCUGGCCGAGCGCUUCUUCCGCGUCAGGCAUGCCGCCACCGGGGGCCGCUACGAGACCCCCUAUCCGGCAAACAGGCUGCUGCGCAAGCUCAAGCUCGGCAUGCCCUUUGCCCACAACCUUAGCAAGCCAGAGUACAUACCCACCAGUCUGAUGCAGUUCUUCGAGGUCCUCGACCGCUACUUCCCCGCGCACCGCCUCGUCACGAGCGAUUUCCACUGGCUUCCAGACGCCACACCAGGUCUGAACGCGCCCAUCGUCCAGACCCGAUACCAGCGCCGCCCCGUGCCUGUGACGACGCCUCUUGUACAUCAAGGCUACUUUGACAUCAUGUUUCCGACCGACUUUACCGUCAUGGAAAAAAUGUACCAGGCCAUCACCGGUAGGCUGAGCAGGGUCUCGACUCAUGAGGACUUUAUGCGCCGCUGGGCCUACGUCGAUGAGACUCGCACAAGGAGCGGCGAGAACCCAAUGCUGAGCUGGUUCAAAAACGCCAGCGUCAUGACAACAUUAUAGCGUGUUCCAUAGUUUUUUUUUGGUCCCAUUUUUUUCUCUCUUUGUUUUGUUGGUACAUCUAGCCGAAAGACGUCGAAAAAGAACAAGAAGAACAUGUAACACCAGUAGCUGCCGUCUUGGAGCUACAGACUAAAUUCCCAGCGCCGCACCUGAUUUCGGCGCUUAACCCAUCCUACCUGUCCAGUAUACGUAUUAUCCCAUGUUCCAGCCGGCUUCUCUACAGAAGCCGUCGCUAUAAAACAUGUUAUGACCUAGCCUAUCGGCCGUUCUGCCUGUAAAUCAACGUUGCCGAUCAUGCCUUGGAUGGCGAUGAACC